Messenger RNA from Fraxinus pennsylvanica, 2298 nucleotides. The record is from the annotation of a GenBank genome assembly. Lineage: Eukaryota; Viridiplantae; Streptophyta; Magnoliopsida; Lamiales; Oleaceae.
AUGUUAAAGCUGGUAGUUCUACAAUUGUCUAUUGCCUUGAUUAUUGUCUCAGCAUUUGCAGUCGAUAUUGAAUUCUCCAACUGCAACUGUGACGACGAUGGAUUUUGGAGUCUCAAUCAUAUUCUUGAUUGCCAGAAAGCGAGUGAUUUCUUUAUUGCAAUUGCCUAUUUUUCUAUUCCAAUCGAGUUGCUUUACUUUCUUAGCUGCUCGAAUGUUCCAUUCAAAUGGGUGCUUCUCCAAUUUGUUGCAUUUAUAGUCCUCUGUGGGUUGACUCAUCUGCUCAAUGGCUGGACAUACUAUGGUCCUCCUUCUUUCCAGUUGAUGAUGGCGCUUACGGUGGCAAAAAUUUUGACUGCCCUUGUCUCUUUUGCAACUGCAAUUACCCUCCUGACUCUGAUCCCUCUUCUUCUCAAAAUAAAAGUUAGGGAACUCUUCUUGAGGCAAAAUGUGUUGGAACGUGAUCAAGAGGUUGGGAUGAUGAAGAAACAGACAGAGGCGAGCAUGCAUGUCCGGAUGCUUACCCAAGAAAUUAGGAAGUCGCUUGAUAAGGACACAAUACUAUACACGACUCUUGUUGAGCUUUCCAAAACCUUGGAUUUGCAGAAUUGUGCAGUUUGGAUGCUGAAUGAGAAUGGAAUGGAGAUGGACUUGACCUAUCAGUUGAGUGCAACUUUGAGAGAGCAUCAUAGGAUGCCAAUGAGUUCAAUUUCCAUAAAUGACCCGGAUGUGUUGGAGAUCAUAAAAAACGAAAGAGUGAGAUUUUUGAGACAAGAAUCGGUUUUGGGAGCUGCAAGCUGUGGUGGGAGUACUGAGACGGGUGCUAUUGCAGCAAUUAGGAUGCCGAUGCUUCGUGCUUCUAAUUUCAAAGGUGGGACACCGGAGUUUGUUGAUACUCGUUAUGCCAUAUUAGUUUUGAUUCUUCCAAGUACAAACGAUAGAGUUUGGAGCAACGAUGAAAUGCAGAUAGUAGAAGUGGUUGCUGAUCAGGUGGCUGUUGCUCUGUCCCAUGCUGCAAUUCUUGAGGAGUCUCAGUCAAUGAGGGAGAAACUGGAAGAGCAAAAUCGGGUUUUUCAGCAAGCUAAAAUGAAUGCAAUGAUGGCAAACCAGGCAAGGGAUGCUUUUCAAAGAGUGAUGAGCAAUGGGAUGAGGCGCCCACUUCAUUCAAUAUCGGGCUUACUAGCCAUAUUUCAAGACGAGAAUAAGAGAUCUGAACAGGGGAUCAUUGUCGACACAGUGCUUAAAACUAGUAAUGUUCUCUCGACUUUAAUAAAUGAUGCAAUGGAGAUAUCUGCCAAAGAUGAUGUUAGAUUUCCAUUAGAGAUGAGACCCUUUCGGCUGCAUUCUAUGAUCAGAGAAGCUUCGUGUCUUGUUAAGUGUUUGUGUGUUUACAAAGGCUUUGGUUUCUCCACAGAUCUUCCUAAUUCUUUGCCUAAUGAGGUCAUGGGUGAUGAGAGGAGGACAUUUCAGGUAUUGCUGCAUAUGGUUGGGCAUUUAUUGAAUGUCAGUGAUGGAAAAGGGUUAGUCAUAUUCCGGGCUGUUGAGGAUGGUGGAACUGAGGGCAGGGAUGACAAUUUGUGGGCAGCAAAAAGACCAAGCACUACUGAUGAGUAUGUGAGCAUGAAAUUUGAAAUUGAAGUUAACGUUGAAGGUUUUCGAUUGGAAAGCUCGACAUCUACAAAUUAUUUAGCUGGCAGGAGGAAAAACUACAAAGAAAUAAAACAGGGACUGAGCUUCAGCAUGUGCAAAAAGCUUGUGCAGAUGAUGCAAGGUAAUAUCUGGAUGUCCUCAAAUUCAGAGGGACGUGUGCAUAGUAUGAGUUUUACUCUCAGAAUCCAGAAGCAGUCUUCUUUUAGAAGACACGUGUUUGAACUUGGGAAUUCCGAGCAACAGGUCUCUAACUCGAAGCUGAGGGGACUUAGGGUAAUAUUAGCUGAUGAUGAUGAUAUAAAUAGAAUGGUUAGUAAAAAGCUGCUGGAGAAACUAGGCUGCCAAUUAACUACCGUUUCAUCUGGUUUCGAGUGCCUGAGCGCUCUGGGGCCAUCUGCCACUUCUUUCCAGGUUGUCAUUUUGGAUCUACACAUGCCAGAAAUGGACGGGUUUGAAGUUGCUUUGAGAAUCCGCAAGUUUUGCAGCCGUAAUUGGCCGUUAAUCAUAGCCAUGUCAGCGAGUGCAGAGGAGCAUAUAUUGGAAAAAUGCUUACAAGCCGGCAUGAAUGGCCUUAUUCGAAAACCCGUUCUUCUCCAAGGAAUGGCUGACGAGCUCAGGAGGGUCCUGCAAAGAUCAGGUGAAGGGCUGUGA